AUGGAUAGAUUCAUUGAAGAACAAUUUGAUGAGUUUCGAAGCAAAGUGGCCUGUGAAAAUGAACGGAUUCAACUCAAGUGCAAUCCAAAUUCGAGGGUAGCUGUGUAUAGCGCGAGUUAUGGAAGGACCCAAUACGAAAGCAUCCAAUGCCCUCAACCUCAAGGGGUCCCGGAAGAAACUUGCCUAGCCAGCUACGCCACAGAAACUGUUAUGCAACUUUGCCAUGGCAAAAGAAACUGUGACCUCGCAGCCGAUAUAGGCACUUUUGGCAGCCCUUGCAAGCCCCAGUCUCGCAUGUAUCUAAAAGUAGUUUACACUUGCGUGCCAAGACGAGUACUCAAAGACCAAUAUGAAGGGCCACUUGAAACUGAUGAGUCAGAUUACGAUCCUAAUGAAGGAUAUGAGGAAUUCGAUAAUUACGAUACUGUGAACGAACAUAUUCGAGAAUCUGCAGCAUCUCCGCCAGUUUCAAAGCUAGACAACGCCUCGAAAAAUAAUUUUACAAGAGAUCCUGAAGACGUGCCUACUCCCAGAGAUAAUUCCUAUGCUUUGGGAUUUGUCUCUGUACGUCCGGCACCUAUGGGUACGAUUGCCCAAGUAGUCAGAUAUCCAGAAUAUCCUGACUAUCCACAGAUGCAUUCUCAUUCGCACACUUUCCGCGGAUCACCGAGUGGAAUUUUAGAAUCAGAAAUCGUAACUACUCGACCUGUUAGAGAUGCCAGCACGAGCCAGUACUACUAUGGAUGA
Messenger RNA from Ceutorhynchus assimilis (cabbage seed weevil), 747 nucleotides. The record is from the annotation of a GenBank genome assembly. Lineage: Eukaryota; Metazoa; Arthropoda; Insecta; Coleoptera; Curculionidae.